Molecule: messenger RNA, 2382 nt
Organism: Durio zibethinus
Lineage: Eukaryota; Viridiplantae; Streptophyta; Magnoliopsida; Malvales; Malvaceae
Molecular function (GO): protein binding; mRNA binding
Source: RefSeq, a predicted model, not a curated record
CCUCAGAAAAAGAAUUUUCAAACAUCUCUUGAGGUUGCCACUCUCGUCUUCACUUCUUCUCUCCUGUCCAAAAUCCAUAAAGCCAACCUGUUGAAGCAGCUGAUCAGUUGUCGCGGAAGCCCAAAGCCGGCAGCUCUAUCUCAGGAGCUGGGAGCAUUACAAGUUACAACAAUGUUUUUUCAGAGAAUUUCACCAUAAAAGAGGUAAAAGCGCUGAUUUUGAGCUACCCAUUUAGAGUAAUGUUAAGAAGAUCAAAGAACCUUGCAUUUCAUUUCAGCAAAAGCCUGCAAUCUCUUUCUAAAACGCAGUUCUCAGUUUUCUUAUCCGGGUAUUGUUGCAAGACCAACCAGUCGGAAUCUGAAAAUGAAUGGGAGAGAUUGCUCAAACCAUUUGACCUCGAUGAACUUCGAAAAUCAUUCAAUAAGAUAACCCCUUAUCAGCUUUGUAAAUUACUUGUAUUGCCACUUGAUGUUCCGACAUCUUUAAGGUUGUUUCAAUGGACAGGUUCCCAGAAAAGCUAUUGCCAUACAUUUGAUGUGUAUUAUGUUCUUAUUGAUAAACUUGGGGCAGCUAAGGAAUUUAAGGUCAUAGAUAGAUUAUUGAUGCAAAUGAAAGAAGAAGGGGUUGUCUUUAAGGAAUCCCUUUUCAUUUUGAUCAUGAAAUAUUAUGGAACAGCCGGUUUGCCAGGUCAGGCUACUAGGUUGUUAUUGGAUAUGAAGAAUGUUUAUUCUUUUGAACCAACAUUUAGGUCUUACAAUGUUGUCUUAAGUAUUCUGGUGGCUGGGAAUUGUCAUAAAGUUACGCCGAAUGUGUUUUAUGACAUGUUGAAUAAGGGUAUCUCUCCUAAUGUUUAUACGUUUGGUUUGGUAAUGAAAGCCCUUUGUAUUGUUAAUGAAGUGGAUUCUGCUUGCUCGCUGCUUAGAGAUAUGACGAAACAUGGAUGUGUGCCAAAUUCUGUGGUUUACAAUACUUUGAUACAUGCAUUGUCAAAGAGCAACAGAGUUAAUGAGGCAAUGAAACUUUUGGAGGAAAUGUUUCUGAUGGGUUGUACUCCUGAUGUUCAGACUUUUAAUGAUGUUAUCCAUGGCCUCUGCAAGCUUGACUGUAUUCAUGAGGCAGUUAAAGUGGUUGAUCGGAUGCUUCUUCGGGGCUUCAUCCCUGAUGAAUUGACUUAUGGGUUCUUAAUGCAAGGGUUAUGUAAAAGAGGCCAAGUUGAUGAAGCUAGGGCAUUGCUAAACCAAGUUCCCAGCCCAAAUGUUGUUCUCUUCAAUACCUUGAUAAAUGGAUAUGUGGCAAGCGGACAGUUUGAUGAAGCUAAGGCUGUCGUGUAUGAUAGCAUGUUAAGUAUUGGCUGUAAGCCGGAUGUUUUUACAUUUAACAUUCUGAUUCAUGGGCUUUGCAAGAAAGGAUAUUUACGGUCAGCUCUUGAAUUGGUUAAUGAGAUGGAAGACAAGGGAUGCAAACCCAAUGUGAUAACAUACUCAAUUUUGAUUGAUGGGUUAUGCAAGGAAGGCCGAUUAGUGGAAGUUGGUAAUGUUCUAAAUGAAAUGUCUGCAAAAGGAGUCAGCCUAAAUACUGUUGGAUAUAAUACUCUAAUAAGUGCAUUAUGCAAGGUUGGGAAGAUUCAUGAAGCUCAGGAGAUGUUUGCUGAAAUGUCAGGCAAAGGGUGUAAGCCUGAUAUAUUUACAUUUAAUUCACUAAUAUGUGGUUUAUGCAAGGUCAAUCAAAUGGAAGCAGCAUUGGGACUGUAUCACAAUAUGCUUGUUGAGGGUGUUAUUGCCAACAAAGUAACAUACAACACAAUGAUUCUUGCUUUUCUGAGAUGGGGUCAGAUCCAAGAAGCACUUAAGCUUGUAAAUGAAAUGUUAUUUAGAGGAUGUUUUCUUGAUGAGAUCACUUACAAUGGCCUGAUAAAGGCACUUUGCCGAGCUGGGGCAAUUGAUAAAGGCCUCGGGUUGUUUGAAGAAAUGAUAAGGAAGGGACUUGUUCCAAGUAAAAUCUCUUGUAAUAUAUUAAUAGAUGGCUUUUGUAAGGCUGGGAAAGUACAUAAUGCUCUUGAGUUUCUAAGAGAAAUGAUUCAUCGAGGUUUGACACCGGAUGUAGUAACCUAUAACAGUCUGAUAAAUGGUCUAUGCAAAGCUGGACGCAUAAGGGAGGCUUUGAGUCUGUUUGACAGAUUACGAGUUGAAGGAAUUUAUCCUGAUGCUAUUACUUAUAAUACUUUGAUUAGUUGGCACUGCAAAGAGGGCGUGUUUGAUGAGGCCUGUUUACUUCUACAUAGAGGUGUGGAGGAUGGCCUCGUACCCAAUGAUGUGACUUGGUUUAUAUUGGUCAGCAACUGUGUCAAAGAUAGUCAAAGGAAUGAUUUUUAGCUCCAUUUAA